AUGUCAGAAUCAAUUAAUGGGUCAUCGAUACAAACCCCACGCGUACCACCAUCGGCGCCAUUGCCGUCGACGCAAUCGAGCAAUCCGGAUCGUCCAAUUCAUGGACGUCAACGAGCGAGGAGAGCUUGUCUUCCAUGUCGGCAACGGAAGAGAAAAUGUGAUGUAGAAUUUCCCUGUUCAAUGUGCACUCGAUAUGGAUACAAUUGCCGAUACUCCGAUGAACAUAAUCCGCCAAAUCCCAAUCUUUCACCUAUACGGACAAUUCUCCCUGGUCAUAAUGAAAUGAGGCAUGACUUUUCGCCAUCGACAACAAAUCAUACACCUAGACGUCGGAGUAUAACAAAUCCUCAAUCUCCAUCUACAUCAUCACAGGAUGUUGUUGAUCGCGGUAUUCUUGAUCCUUUGAGAUCACGAUAUAUGAGUCAGCAUUCUGCAGUCGCUUUCCCCAGAAGUCUUGGUGUUGAAUUUCAAUCGGCAAAUCCACCACCUCUUCAUUCUUUUGCUUGGAAUUGUGGAAUCAGAGCUGAAGAAGCUGCAUCUGCCCAUACCAAUCUAACUCAAUUGGUUUCUUUUGAUGAAUUUAAGCGGCUUUCCGACAUAUAUGCGGUAACAGUUCAUGGACCAUUUGGAUUCCUAGAUUGGCCGUAUUUUAUGAAACGGUGCAAUGAUUAUUGGACUAACCAUGGAAGAGAUUUGACAUUUGGUGCUGUCGUUGGUGGGGUGGUAGCUUUGGGAUCAUUUUUUGCAUUCCGACAUGGUCAUCCUCGGGAAUUGGAAAUUGUGCAGCAUGUAAAAACGGUGCUGGAGGAUCCAACAUUUAGUCGCCAUCCUUCAAUUGAUCAAAUAAAUGCAUGGAUUCUACGGACUCUGUAUCUUCGAUCAACUACCAGACCUCAUGUUUCGUGGCUUGCUAGCUGUGUCACUUUACAUUUAGCUGAAGCUACAGGUUUACACCAAGAAGUUCACUCGGUACUAUUGACCACGGAAGGAGACACUCAAGCAAGGCGGAUGGAUCAAGCAGAAAUAGAAAGAGCCAGAAAAACUUUCUGGAUGGCUUGGUCUGUUCAUACGAUUAUCUCGUAUGAAUAUGGAAGAUCUGCAGUAAUUCUCAACAGUAUAACAUGCAAGCCAGUGAAGGAUACUAUGGGCGACAGUACGAUUUUUCAUAUCAAGAUUGCUCAACUGAUACCUCGCGAUAAUAUGGUCGUCAGUUCCAUAACACAUAAAGAGGAACUCAUAAACGGCUUGAAAGAAUUGGCACAGAUUCCAGACGUACAUCCAUUUCUUUCACUCUCCAAAGCAGAUGUAUGUUUUUGUUUCUAUAGAAGGUUAAGGCUUAUGAAACAAGGACUGGAGAAAGAAGCAAUCCAAGCUAUCAUAGAUAUAGGAAACAAAGGCGCCGAAGCAGCAGAUACAUUCGCCCGUAAUGGUCAUCCUUGGUGGAAUAUCCUCUCAACUACCUUCCAAUACUUUUGUGUCCUUCUCGCUAUCGAUACCUCGGAAAGUUUGUCAAACGUUUCGUGGGUCCUAAAUAUAUUUGAGAACAUCGUAAGGAUAGUAGAUACGCAUUUAGCACACGAAGCGUUCGACACUGCAAAAGUUUUGCUCAGAGACAGUAUGGCGAAGAAGAAGAGGGACUUGGGAUUCUUGGAGAACGCGGAUGGACAGCAUGGACCGGAAGUAGAAAGGCAGGUCGAUAUCAAUUGGGAUGCAUUGUUGGACCCAACGUUCCCGGAUGCGCUGAUGAGUGAGGACUUUUCGAUAUAUAAUAGUUGA
Messenger RNA from Botrytis byssoidea, 1776 nucleotides. RefSeq lists its product as uncharacterized. Gene Ontology annotation, molecular function: DNA binding; zinc ion binding; DNA-binding transcription factor activity, RNA polymerase II-specific. Gene Ontology annotation, biological process: regulation of DNA-templated transcription; DNA-templated transcription; response to xenobiotic stimulus. NCBI's taxonomy places the organism in Eukaryota, Fungi, Ascomycota, Leotiomycetes, Helotiales, Sclerotiniaceae. The coding region runs from base 1 to 1776 and encodes 591 amino acids. The transcript has a single exon. The record is from RefSeq and is a predicted model, not a curated record.